GUGCGGACGUGUGAGGUUGCCAUUUUGGUGCUCCUGAGGCCUCACUGGAAGCUGUCUGCCAGCUCACCAUUGAUUUCCCUUGUUUGACUUUUUUCGGUAGAUGUGCUUAAGUUUUGUUCCUGUAAAUAUUUGCGUAGGGACAAUCAGGGACUUGAGUAAUUUUCUACCUCACUCGUGUCGGGAGUUUAGUACAAGUUAAUUUGUUGUACUUGUAGCUGGCUGUGAACUUGUGAGACUUCUCAGCUGGAAAAUCUCAGGCCUUCUUUCUCUGCGCUUCCUUAGGUUUUCGCCAAGUUGCUUCAAUGUUCAAGGGCUUCCGUAAACGCUUCACUACACACAGGCACAGCGGCCGCGGUGCCCGCAGAGUGCCGGGGCUGAACAGUGCGUGCGACAUCAUCUCGGUCACCAGAGAGCCCCCGGAUAAGUCCAUUGGUCGCACCACCUCUCCCAGACAAGUUCAUCCGGUUGAGCAAACGCAAUUUGUGCCUUACGACCCAAACGACCGAUGCAACGGAUGUUCCGUCACCACCGACUCUCCAUCCUCAACCUUAGACCCAAACUCGAACAGCAAACCUGGGGCGGAACGUUUCAUCAGGAACAACGUAAACUCGUCCCUGAGACGAGACCAAAAAGAUGGCUUACCUAGCAGAGGAAACUGUGAUUCUGUUCAUCCAGGAUACCCAGCUAGAAGAGCUCAGGAACUUGCUGGUCAUAUUGGCUACUUGAGCAUGGGGAGAGGCUAUCCCACCACACCUAACCUUGUCAUGAAGCACGGCAAGGUUGAAAUACUGGGACAAGGGCCUCCUGAACACAAUUACGGGUACGAACUACAAAAGAAUUUGCUCAAUAUUUUACCUCCUAACCAGCUGCGGCAAGAACAGACUCGGCAUCCAAUAAUCACAACGGAUUUGCAAGAUCACAUGAAUGUCUCGAGUACAAGUGAACAAAUGAAAACGGAUAGAUCAAGCUUCGACAUUCCUGACCAAAGCAAUGAAGCGGUGCUCCGCAACUCAUCAGAUGUAAAGCCUAACUUCAGCAGUAGCAGCAACAGCAGCACUCUGCCCAGCAUUAUUUACAGACCCAGUGGAAGGGAGCCAUACAUGAAGCAUGCUAAUGACCAGUCAUACAUUUCUGAUGAUUUUGAUUCAACUCCAAUCAAGAUGAAAAAGCCUGCGCUCCGUAAUAAUGUAAGGGAGCCACUGAGAAGAGCAGCAGGAGACAGCCUCUCUAGUGACUCGUCGGAAGACUGCGGUGAAGAGACAGACGAUACCGCCGACCAUCGCCGGCCUCAUCACUUCCCUGGACGCAUGCCUAACAAGAGGCGAGCACCGCAGCCGCCUGCAACUCCAAGAAGUAAUGCCUCGAAUGCCAGAAACGUGCCUUCACAUAGAACGAGAACCACGUUAAAAAGUACAAUUUCAAGUCCGAGACGCGCUGUGAGCAACCAGCCGUCGUCGCGCAACACCACAGGCCGCAGCACGAACUGUGAGGAGAACGCCUCCAAUGGACUCCUCAUUCGGUCACCGUCCUACUAUGAGAGCUACGCUCAGAUGAUGCACAUCAUUAGCCUUAAUGUCGAGAAUAAGGACUUGCCACAGGAUGAUAAAGACAAGCAGCAUCAGCAGCUGAAUGCUGUGAGUCGAAUCAAUCAAGAACUGCUGGCUGAUCUGAAAGCUCAACACGAUUCUUUUGCAUCAUCUCUGGACACAAUCAUGGAGUCUCUUGUGGCCGGCAUUAUCAACAAAGAGCAAUUGCGCAGCAUGGUAACUGACCUACAAAAGAAAAUGGCUCGUCUCAAGGCUAAGAACCAGGAAAUUCCGCAUUGCUCGGACUCUUGCUACUCUUCACUGCCACACAAUCACUCGUCAGUCUCGAGCGCUCCUUGCACAGGAUCUUUGCCUCUCAUUCAGCCCAAGCACAGCAAGAUGUUGUGUUCUUUCAAAGGCCCCAAUUCAGAUUUACCUGCGCCUCAAGAAUCCUGUGAAACUACUUCUGGGGACCUCAACUACAAAAUGACUCAACGAACAUUACAAUUUGAAUGCACGGAAUUACCUCAGAGAUGCAAAGAGAUUAAAAGUUGUGGACGUUUGCUAAGUUCCUCGGCUUCUUUGCCACAGCUCAAUGCCAUAAGUCUUCGAAUGAGCGCUAUGGCUGUUCGUGGCGAUGAAGGCUACUGGACCAUGGGUAGUCAAGUCCCUGGUUCCGAAUCUAGAUCAACGCUGCCCAGAACAUCUAAAGUUCUUAACUCUAGUCACACUCAUCAAGUCGUUGCGUCAUCUAAAGUUCCAGACGCUACUGCCCUCCGUAGCUUAAGUUUUGUAAAUAAUUCUCGUACCUUGAAAACAGAGCCUCUUGAUUCAAUUAGGCUUUCAGAAGCGCCUGUUACCUCAGUCAAUACGUCCAAGUGUGCGGGCGCCAAGUGGAGCACUGUCCCGCGUUUCUCAAGUGCCUCUCCAUCCAAGUACCCACUGCCACCUAGCAAAACUCAUCAGUCGAUAUGUCUGUCAGGAACCAAGUAUCUGUCACCCAUGGCAUGCGAUGGAUUAGAACGCAUCAUCACUGAUAUCAUUAAAGAUAUCUAUGUUAAGCUUGUUCCGGAAACUGAUACUCGUGCGAAUAUGGAGCUCUUGAAUAAGGAGAAGUUUCCCAUUAGAUUAUCAUUUGUGGGGUCUCCUGAGGAGGCUUUGAAGGGACUCGCCAGAGGUGUUUAUAACCUCAACUUCACACCUUGUGGAAAUAACCAAUGCUCAGUUUGCUCGGACAUGGUCAGUCAUGGCUCUUCCAUUUUCGAGGUAUUUUGGCCAUGUCCUGAAGGUCGACGUUUACAACUUUUGCAUAUGACCAGAACUGAUAAUCGUACGCACUACAUUCCUAGCCUUAAUGAUUCCGAGUCAGGCGACACAAGCACUUGUUCUCAAGGCACCGAGACCAGCACCACCACACUGGUGCCUAGCUUACCGUUCAAUAAAUGUGCAUCUUCCGUAGAUUCUCCUAGACUAAAAUCGAGGGCUAGUGGCCCUAUGCCUAUGAACCGUAUCGAUGGUAGGUCUAACGUGUCUUUCACUUGCGAAUCUGAAGCGUCGGGCAGUGUUGUACCACCAGGAUAUGACCCCGACUUCGUCGUGCCUGAAAUGGAAUGGUGUGGUGGCAGCUUCCAGCACCCAGACAAGUACUGGAGGGAGGUCAACGAGUUCUUGCCUGCCUCGGGAGUAUCUCGUGAGUCACCGAGGUCGGGCUGCAGUGAUCAACUUGCACUUUACCCCAACGAUCUAUCCUGUGGUUCGUUAAGAGGCAACAUUUCUUCUAAUUCUUCGAGAAUCACCGAUCUGGAUUAUCUGUCUGACCGUCUAUCUGAUCGCUUCCUUGAUUUCCGGACAGGUUCUUGUCCAGACCUAACAAGCGACGGCUGCAGUGAUCUAUUGAUGCCUGAAGGCGAUAUGGCAAGUCUGGAAAGUUGCAGUGAAGGGGACCUCAUGUCUUUAGAUUCAAGAUUCGCCCAGUCUAGUCGAGCUUAUUAUUCUAUCGUAGAGGUUGAUGUAGAUAUGUUCAGCCCCACUCAACAACAAGGUGUUCUUCCGUCCCUACAAUCUCUUUGUUAUGGCCCCGCCUCUACCAUGCUGGCUCAUGACUCGCCACCUCCUUCCACUUCUCCUUUGCCUCCUCAUCCUGAAGUCUCAGAGUCUAUUUCCUGCUCUGAGUCAUGCGACGAUUUUCCCGACCCACCGUUCCCGGAUCCCCCUGUAGAACAGCAAGCGCAGCCCGACGGCCAAAAUGAGUAUUUUUACGGACACACAGAUAUUUUUGCACCUACAAAUCAAAGUACUCACUCCACUCGAGAAGUAGGUAAAGUACAAUGCAAUGGUUUUGUCGGGAUUGACAGCUCUGAGCAGCCUUCUCCUAAGGAAACUACUGCUGAAUCUUCUGCAGUGAAGACACCUUGCACAAAGCAAGCGAAUUCAUCAAUAACCAAAGAUGUCGGUCAGUGUGUGUACCCUCUACCACUAGGACCUUCAGUUCCCCCUCACUGUCACCCUGUAGAUUCGCCAAGCAUUCCAAAACGCGUGACGAGCCGCCCCCUGCCUAGCCUGCCACCACCCGGUGAAGUGAUCGGUAGCGUUGGUUCUCCGACUGCUCAACAGCAAGCGGAAUCUUCUGGCCAGGCAGUGUGUCAGUUGGCGGACUACACGAUAGCUGAGCUUAUCGAGUCUCCUUGUAGUUCUCCUCCACCGCCGGCAUUGCCCAUACGUGGAGGAUGUACUCCUCUCCGCCCUAACGCUAGACUUGCUAACGGUAAUCGCACCCUUCCCCAGGCGUGUGGUCACACAACCAGUGUGACUCGCUCUCCAACCAUGAACCACUGCGUCCCAGCAUUGCCGCCCGUCCUUAUGCCUAAUCUUCCACACAUUUUACCUGCUAUUGCCACACCUCCUCGUGCUCCACGACGAUCCUCCUCACUCCUAUGCAGCCGCAGUCGCCCUGUGAGCAGCGUCGACUACCAGUACUACGCUCAGCAACAAUUUCAAUUUGCUGCUGACGCCAAUGACAAUAAGAGAGAUGGAUGUGGGCCUUCAAGCAGUAACAGCAGCAGCCCGCAAGAAGGCUUAGAAAGCAGCUGGGUUCGACUCAACUCGGACGCCUUCAAAAACGGCGGCACGAGGGGCAUGGGCUCUCCGGGCAGCGGAGAAGACAGCGCCAGCCUUCCCACCGGCACCACAACGCGGAAGAUUAAAAAGGAUAAAAAAGGUCGACAUCAAGGCAACUGCAUAUCGAGCAUUCAGUGAAGAAAGGAUCCGAAUUUCUAGUGUGCCUUCUAGCAGUGGAUAAAUCUGCCUGUGCGCCGAGCUUCAGUCACGUCAACGUUAAAUUUAAUGCCAAUGAUUUUAUACGUGAAUACUUUCGACCUAAACUCAGUUCGAUCUUAAUAUUCAAGAAAGGGUCGACUGCAAGUAUAUGCAUGCUUUUUAUGAGCUACAUUUUGUGGUUUUCACACGACUUAGUGCAAUUCUUUUAACACGAGAAGAGUUUCUAUUACUACAUUUUCGAUUUUAUUUUUUGUACUUUUAUUUUAUUGUUACUUCUUAAAAAUUGUAACAGAGGCAACUUUCUUUCGAUUGUGAUGUUAUAUUUUCUGCAUCCUUCUUAAAGAAAAGUAUUGAUGAACUGGAGAUAAUUCUAAAACUUGUAAAUUCAAGCAUUUUAUUUAUCAGACUAUUUACUUUGAAAAUGUUCAAAAACGUUACUCUGUAAAAAAAGAAACAUUCGGAUAGAGCGGAAAACUUAACAAACCCCGAGUUGUGCUAUUUUCUCUUGAUCACAAGUAUCAUAAGUAGCAAAUUCUGUUUGUACCGUUGUGUGUUAAAUUUUUGGUACAAGUUUUCUUAAUAUUUAAAUUUAAAUUUCAGCUGAAGGAAACGGAUCUACGCUUUCGUGUUUUCAAUCACAUCGGCUAGAAAAUUUGUAACUCUCCUUUAUGUCGCACGAGGCUCUGAAUCAUAAUACAUGCGUUCAUCUUAUAUUCAGAAAAGUUUACUCGAGUAUAAACUCAAACUUGUAACUUUCAGUCCUCGAGAUAAAAUAAUCUCGUCUAGUUUACUCUAUUUAAUGCGUCCAUUUAUAUUACAUAAUUAGUGCGUAGAUAAUGCAAUUCUUAAGUUAUGUUUUGUGAACUUGGUAUGGGAUGCGAGACUGAGAUAGUAACGUGCUUCAAAUUUAUGACUAUGCCAAGAUUUUCAAUAUCAAUCAUUACCUCAGUAGAAAAAAUAACAUUCCUGCCAAGUUUCAAGUCAUGAAAAUAGAAGUAGCGGUGGUGUGUUGAGUCCUGUAUUUCGUAUUGCAGUUCGCCUUAUCGUUGUAGAGACAUUCACUUGUUCGAUUCCGUUAUUCAGUUGGUCACGUUUGCUUUUCAACGGCGUUAACAAGCUGAGUGCAUUGUCAUGGAUUAUUUUUGUAUCUGGGUCAGAACUGACGCACCAGCUGGCAUUACUUUUAACGGCCAUGAACUAUUUCGGUGUCUCCUUUGUACUUUUCCUCGUCUUUCACCGGGGUUGAAUUCCUGCCCAUUAAACUUACAUGUUGCUUUUUCCGUCCAUCUCUAUACUGGAUACAAACCUUCGUAUAAGUUUCGCAACUUGCAGUUUAUCGCAGUUUUUUCAUAUACUACAUUUACUACCAUCAAAUGAGCAUACAUUCAUAGUUAUUUUUUCACAACCUCCACAUGCAAGAAAAUUUCUGGUUUCAUUUUUUUUUUGCCUUGAGAGUUUCUCACCAAGAAACAUUGUCACAUUAGUCAGAAACACUGCAAUUCUGCAUACAAACAACAUUCAUUUUCAGUGCUACAUCGAAGAAAGAUGGUUUACGGUUUGACUUCUAAAACUGUGAUUUUUUGCCCUGUAAUUCGAACAUCGAAUAACUCGGUUCAGUAUCUUCAUUUCAUUUGUGUAUUAUAAAGUUUCGUGAACUGUGAAUACGUUAGACUAGGAAUCCAAGCUUCGAAUUCCUCCAAGUUAAAGCUAUAUUGCUGAUUUUUGCAUUCCGCCCAUGGAGAUUUUUAAGAUAAGGAUAACACCUAAGCUAUUGUGUAUUGGGAUUAACGGGAUUUUGUUUGUACUGCCUGAAUGUUGGGCACAUGGAUAGUUCUGAAUGAAUUAUCAAGCUUUUAUUACCUAGACUGCUAUGCAACUCGUCAUUUUCACUUAAUCUCUGGAAUAUUUUGCCUAUAAAAUUCCUCGUCCAUGAUGAAACAAAAUUAUUUAAGAAUGCUACAUUUUAUGUUCCGGGAAAGGAGGACCGUUUCUCUGCGAUUUUUCCUGUACUCUUUUUGGCUUCUAUGGCCUCACCGAGAACGCAACAAGGAUUUCCUUCCGUGAGACUGAGGAAAAUUCAGUCGUCCUACUUCCUAUGUAGUGUAAACUGUGCGGGGCAAUUCGAGUUUCCUAUUUGCGGAGUAAUGAAGUGCGUUAGUUGAUUACCAAAUAGCGCAUGAGGAGCUUGAUCAUAGUUGACCUGAUAGAGCUUUGGUGUGGAAUAAUGACGGUAGCUUCUUCAGUUUAUGGAGCCUAUCUCGUUUAGAUAUGGUUCAGAAAAAAGGGUGCUAUGGUAAUUUAAGAUCAGUAGAAGGUGAAACUUAAUCGUGAGGCGUCACUUCAGGAUAUUAUCGUUUAAAUUUGAAGAAUUAACAUUAGUAUAACUUCUAAAUCUCCAACCUGUUUGUCUUGAAAUAAUUCGUGUUCCUUGGCACUGCAUAAGUCUUCUGCCAUACCCAUCCGUCUUUUCAAUAAUGCCGAAGCGUGUCAGAAUAUUUUGAGAACUCCAAUCUGGCCAACAGUGGCGUCAUUUACUUACUGAAUCAUACGUCCCAAGUUCCACUAUUAUUUCCACGCACAAUAAUUUCUUGAAACAAUUAUGUGUGCAAAUAACUCAGUUCAAAGUAAGAGUUCAAAUUAAGCUGCACAAGUUACUUCUACCUAGCAUUCAUUCAUCAAGCUGGCUUGUUUUUUUUUUUAAUUGAGCAGAAGGACGUAUACUUCGUAGUCGACGUCUAGCUAGCAUAAAAUUUAGCUCGUAUGCCUUUUGUAUAGCAUAACUUGUUUGCUCAGGUUGUCAGGAUGUUCGCCUAUACUCCAGGUGGUUUCCAUUUCACUGUCAUUAGUAAUAUAUCAGUUUAUAUCCAUUAUUAUGGAAGUCUGUGUUACCAUACGAAUUGAACCUUAUCAGGCAGCUUUUGAAAAAGCUAUAUUUGUAUUUUCAGUAGCGUAUCUAUUCAGUUAAUAUUGGCAUUUUUCGAUUGAACUUUUUUUCCAACUGCUUCUCUUGCCCUUCCGUCUUUUCUAACUCUUCAUCGAUUCAAAAUAUUCUAGGAUUGCUUUGUAUGGAUUAGUUUGCAAUUCUUUAAAUAUAAUAAGAUGAUAUUCUACUAUUACUGGAACUCCCAAUGUGUACGUGUUAUUUAUUUGUAGAUAACUUGUCUAGCCAUUAGAGUAUCACCUUAAAUAGAUUUCGACAGUUUCCAA
Messenger RNA from Hyalella azteca, 8009 nucleotides. RefSeq lists its product as uncharacterized. Bases 303 to 4781 code for a protein of 1492 amino acids. The record is from RefSeq and is a predicted model, not a curated record. Lineage: Eukaryota; Metazoa; Arthropoda; Malacostraca; Amphipoda; Hyalellidae. The transcript has 14 exons.